GGGGCUCCCAGUUCAGCCCCAGGAGGCGCCCGUGCAGCCUGAUCGAUCCGUUUAGGUUGAGACUAUUGAUCGCAGCGACCCGCUUCCCACGGGAGACGCCAGGGGGCCGCGCUGCGCUCCGGGAGCGGCUGAGCCGGUGCGCGCAGUUUGGUGCGGGCUCUUGCGGAAGCGCUGGAGAAGAGGACAACAUGCCGCAGACACCUCCCUUUGUCGCAAUGUUUGACAGCAACGGUUACAACCGAAACUUGUACCAGUCGAAAGAGGACGAAGGCCUGUAUUACCAUGACAACAACUUGCUGUCGGGAUCCUUGGAAGCCCUCAUCCAGCACUUGGUGCCCACGGUCGACUAUUACCCUGAUAGAACCUAUAUUUUCACCUUCCUGCUCAGCUCCCGGCUCUUCGUGCAUCCUUACGAGUUGAUGGCCAAAGUUUGCCAGCUGUGUAUCGAGCAGCAGAGGCUGAUGGAGCCGGUGGCGGAUAAAAGCCGGCUACGCAAAAUCGCCCCCAAAAUUCUGCAGUUGUUAACGGAGUGGACGGAGACGUUCCCGUAUGAUUUUCGAGAUGAGCGAAUGAUGAGGAAUUUAAAAGAGCUGGCCCAUCGGAUAGCCAGUGGAGAUGAGAUGUACCGGAAAAACGUCCAGCAGGUCACGCAGAGUCUCAUUCGGAAGCUGGCCUCGCUCAGCCAAUACGAAGAAGUCCUCGCAAAGAUCAACGCCAGCUCGACAGACAGACUGACGGUGCUGAAGACCAAGCCGCAGGCCAUCCAGCGAGACAUCAUCACCAUCUGCAGCGACCCUUACAUGGUGGCCCAGCAGCUGACCCACAUAGAGCUGGAGAGACUCACUUACAUUGGACCGCAAGAAUUCGUGCAGGCGUUUGUGCAGAAGGAUCCCCUGGAUAACGAUAAGAACUGCUACAGUGAUCGGAAGAAGACUCGGAACCUGGAAGCCUACGUGGAAUGGUUCAAUAGACUGAGCUACUUGGUGGCCACAGAAAUAUGCAUGCCUGUCAAGAAGAAACACAGAGCGAGGAUGAUAGAGUUUUUCAUCGACGUGGCCCGGGAGUGUUUCAACAUUGGCAACUUCAAUUCUUUAAUGGCCAUCAUUUCGGGAAUGAACAUGAGUCCUGUCUCUCGAUUGAAGAAAACCUGGUCGAAAGUCAAGACAGCCAAGUUUGACAUCCUUGAGCAUCAAAUGGAUCCUUCCAGCAAUUUCUACAAUUCUAAUCGCACCGAAGCUCUCCUCUGGGAGGCCAGAAAUCUACUGGUGGUCCCCUGCAGGCCCUGCGGUGAUACUGACUGGCUGGCCUCCCACCCACGGGGCCAGGAGCGCUUCACGGCCCUGGCCCCAGGCAUCCCUCAGUGGAAUGAGACGACUCUCCCCUCCAAGCCUGUCCGGACGCCUUCCAUGGGGACCUUACAGGGAGUUCCGCAAGUUGGUCCACCGUCAGUGAAUGCCUCUCAGCCCUUCGACCAGGUAGUUGCGCAAAGGUGGUUUCAUGAUCAAGGCUUCAGACCUGGGCCGCAUUUCUAUAUUCGCUGGUUUUUCUCUGACAAUGGGAUCGUGAUCCCUUUCUUCAGCCUGCUAAUCAAGGACAUUUACUUCCUCAACGAAGGCUGCGCCAACCGUCUUCCCAAUGGCCAUGUCAACUUCGAGAAAUUUUGGGAACUGGCUAAACAAGUGAGUGAAUUCAUGACAUGGAAGCAAGUGGAGUGCCCUUUUGAGAGAGACCGGAAAAUCCUUCAAUACCUGCUCACCGUUCCAGUCUUCAGUGAAGAUGCCCUGUACUUGGCUUCCUACGAGAGCGAAGGGCCCGAGAAUCACAUUGAGAAGGACAGAUGGAAGACUCUGAGGUCAACCCUUCUGGGAAGGGUUUAACUCAUGACUGGCUUUUGGCUCCCGCUGCUGCUGUUACAGGGAUUAUUACGAAGGACGAUUAUAAACGUCCCUUAUUUAUUUCCCUCCCUCUCCCUUCUUUGAAAGCGAGCGACUUUGUCAGUUAUGAAGACUGCGCAGCUGGGUUGGACACGUCAAGAGGAACAAAGAGACCGGCUUCUCAAACCUGACAGAACACCAGAUUUCGCAAGGGUUUUUUUUUUGGUUAUGACUGAUGGAUCAAAGACGGCAACAGGGAGACCCUUUUGAAGAUCUGACUUGCCCUUUUUUUCUGAGCCCUUUCGAAACACCUGGAUGAAUUUCCCUGCCCUUGCCUCGUUUCGCUUUUGAUGUCUUACAGCCUGUUGCGACUUGCAUUUCCCAGUUCAAACGCUGGAUUCUUUAAUGAAAUUUCACUUCUGUGCUUCGAACUCCUAAACUCUGUCCUGUGUCCUGCGAGAAACACAAAGGAAAAAUCCUUUGCUGAACCAAUCUAGAAACUUUACUUUCCCUCUUCAGAAAAAAAAGGCUCGUAACUGAUUGAAACGGACUUCUGAGAUUUUUUUUCCUCAUCUAUUUAUCGUGGAAAGGGGAUUAAUUAUUAUUAUUACGAUAUUCUUUUGGAAACUUUUUUUGUUAUUGUUGUUUUGGUUGGAGUGAGCUGCUGGUUGGCAAACUCAUCUUGUCUGUUAUUUAAAAACGUCAAAGGAAAAGCAGACACUUGAAAGAAACAUAACAAACUGUAGCUAGAUUUGUGUAGAAAAGUACCCCCCUCCUUUCAGAGAAUUUGUUUAUUUUAGGGUAUGUCUGUACUGCAGACUUAUUCUGGUAUGAAAUCAGUUUAACUUACAGGCUUGCUUUUAAAAAAAACUUUAGAACUGUUGUGCAAAAACAGAGAUCACUGUGGACACCAUGAUGCCCACUUGUCACGUUUCCUGGCCGCUGCCCUGUGUCUUUUAAAAGUAGGUUGAGCCAGGUGGGGUUUUGCCCAGCAAGGUUUCUGAAUGGCUGUGUAGAUUGUUAAAAACAUUGCUUCAACAGCAGCUGCCACUAUAGCACAAGGAUCUUCACUGUGUGGCUGAAGGGAAGCUGUGGCAGCCAUUUUUGUGGUUGGCGCCACCUCUUUUGGCAGCCAUUUUGUACCGGCUCCCACCGUGCUGUGUCAGAAUUCCAAAGGUGUCCACAGGCUCAAAAUGGUUGGAGACCACUGUGCUAAAACAUUAAGGAGACACCUAGCUAGGCUUGCAGGACUCUGCGAACUGUAGUUACAUGGGGAAAACUAGGUGUCUUCCUAAUUCCCCACCACAACUAGAGUUCCCGGACCCUCUUUUGUGAGGAGCGACAGCCAUUAAAAAACUUUGAAAUGGGUGUAUGGACAUGACCCCAAAUGUCCUUACUUCUCCGUAUCUUUCCCCCCCUCUCCUCUCUCUUGGCAUCAUAGGCUGAGCAAUUUGACUUCUUUCUCGACUUGAGAAAACACAGCUCAGAUAUAAAUUCUGUUCUAGUUCAAAACUAUGUUUGGAGGUAGUGGCUGCAGCGUACCUGGUUCCCGAAAGUUCACCGAAACACGUGAAGCGUUUGAGAUUACCCAGGGUUCCUCUCCCACGGCAGCCAGGAAUCAGAACAACUUCCCUCCUUCCUUCCAUCUGUGUCUUGCUUCAUUGGUUUAUGAGUAUUGUUUUCACUAUGGAAAGAAGUCACUCAGUUACACAUCUUCUGAAAUUUGUAGUAGCUCUGAAUGCUUAGCCCCUACUGUAUUGUAUGAAAUUUGAGCAAAUUAAAGAGCCCCUCUAGCCACCGUGGACAGGCCAUGCUCUAAGCAAUGGGGCAUGCAUGUAAUAGGUGUGACUGUUCAAAACGGGGAAAAAAUAAAAUAUGCCCAUCUUUUUGGCCUUUAUCCCUGUGGGUUUGAAAAGAAA
Sphaerodactylus townsendi is the source of this 3793-nucleotide messenger RNA. It is a transcript of the gene RASGEF1B, whose product is annotated as RasGEF domain family member 1B. Gene Ontology annotation, molecular function: guanyl-nucleotide exchange factor activity. The transcript has 17 exons. The coding region runs from base 189 to 1877 and encodes 562 amino acids. Gene Ontology annotation, cellular component: plasma membrane. Lineage: Eukaryota; Metazoa; Chordata; Lepidosauria; Squamata; Sphaerodactylidae. Gene Ontology annotation, biological process: Ras protein signal transduction; positive regulation of GTPase activity. The record is from RefSeq and is a predicted model, not a curated record.